GCCAGUUUGGCGUUAUUUAAUUAAGAUUUUAUUUUAUUGAUACUAAGUCGAAAUUUUACUUGUGGGAUUAAUUUUGAGAUGCAAACGUUUAAAAAAAUAAAGUUAGAUGUAUUUUCGAUCGUAUAAUUUAUAGUAUAUGAGUAAUUCGGUAAAGGUAAAAUGGAGAUGAUGCAACAACGCAUGAUCGUUUUCGUUUCCUUCGUUCUGCGUAUGCCACUAUUCCGCUGUUUUUAAGAAUGUCGCCUAGUCGCCAUUGUUAUUCACGGAAUAAACGAAAAAAGUGAUUUUUUGCUAUUUCUGCUUUUUCUUUCUUCGCGAAGUUGUUUUUUUGCGCAUCGAUGGUUCGGUAAAACGUACGCGGAGAGCCAUGUAAUGUGCGUUUAAAGUGGUGCAACGUUAGACGAGUUUUCCCUAUUAGCAAGCUUCGUAAUAAAACGUUUCGUAAGCUUCUAUUCGUCACGUGGGAGUGUGCCGUUUUACUACGAUCGAGUUCAAUUGAGAAGCGGCGGAGCAAAUUCGAAAAAUGCUAAACUGUAAAAGUGCCCGUUGAAUUAUCCAGGUGUUUCGGCUGGCGAUUAGCGCGAACCCGUUGCAGUGAAAAAAAAAAUAAAUCGUUGUUUUUGUUAUGGAACUAGCCGGUGACUUGUUCCAUAUUUAAAUACCGAUAAUUAUUUAUGGAAUUUCGGCCUUAUUUAUUGAUCAAGUGUUCUGUACGUAACAUAAUUUUCUGAUGAAUGUUGUUGACAUGAUAGAUUUUGAAUUUAAAAACACUGGAUGAAUGGGAUUGCGUACGGCCUCGGUGAGGCAUCCCCAUGUGGAGGUCAUGGCCCCAGCUUUAACAGAGACGGUUCAAACGCAAAAUUUUGAUUUGCCCCCAAAGUCCUGCCUAGAACCAUCGUUUUUAGUGACUAGUUACAGGAAGAGCAAGCCCAUCGAGCAGGAUUACUUGAAAGAUAGCGACAAAAAUGCUGGUACGGUUCAAUUAGAAGGUAACGCUUUAACAUCCCCUGCUGAUACGAAACAUUGCAAUUCCGGUAACAAAACAAACAGUGCCUCGGACAACAAUAACACAUCCAACAUCAAUAUAAUGAGUAUUAGCCCAUCAUCUAUGGGCGACCAAGGAAACAAAAUGGGCGUUCAGAAAACAGGAUUGGAUAUUUCCACUUUGCACAAAGAUGCCAAGAAAUCAACGGACAUGGAACAACUGCUACACCAUUUCACGGUGUCCCCCGAAGACCUAGAAACCAACGUCGAAGACAUCAUGCAAGUCAUCAAAUCGAUCGAAGGCACCGAACGAAUCAACAACACUUCUAAUGAUCUAAACAGCGAAUCGUACGAAAUAUUCCCGCACGGCACCGAUCUGACCAACAAUCUCUCCUCGUUCGAGAAGGAGUUCCUCGAGAACGUCGACAUGAUGAGCAUGGCCAUGGAGGACCAGCCAGACGAGCUCGACACGGCGGGCACGCAGAAAGAAUCUCAAGCCAAGGAAAUCAUCAACGUGUUGCACUCGAAGCACGGCAAAGUGGCCAGGCGGUUGGAUUUUCUCAAGCGGCGGCUGUACAAGCUCCAAUCGAGGCUCGUCGGCCAGCACAUCAGCAGCGAAAUGGCCGGCGUGUUCGAAAACGUCCAGAGAUCUCUGAAGAAACCAAAGGAAUCCCACGAGGACACCAUGACGAUGUUCACCAAAAACCUAUCGCCCAACGACAAAAUCAAACCUCUAUCAUACAGUUCGGUGAAAACUUUAGUGCGAAAGUUGGAAAUGACUAGCGUGUUACAGGCCAGUACGGUGGCGAGGCAGAAGAAUACCCCCAGGUACUUCGGCUCGGGCUCCGUGGAAAUACCCGUGCCAAGGACUAAUUCCUCAGGUGUCGUUACCAUCAUCCCGUGGUCCAUGGACGCGAAAAGUGAAUUGCAGAAGCUCUCUGCCCAACUAAAGACUCAGACCAGCAUCGCCCAGAAGGAGGUCGAUUCCGAGGCCACCGAGAGCAGCUCGGGCGGCGAAAGCUGCGACGAAAUGCAAAACUAUUCCAAUCCCCACCAACAGUAUCUCAGCAUACAAAAGCGGGCAUUGUGGAAAUAUUCGACGGACCGAGCGAUGGUAGCGGCCCGAUGGACGUGGCUGCAGGCCCAAAUAGCCGAUUUGGAGUACCGCAUUCGCCAGCACACGGACCUGCACAAGCAGAUCCGCAUGAACAAGGGCUCGAUUCAAUUGGGCGGCGCCAGCCCGCCCCAAGCUCCGUCGCCUCAAGCCGCCCUCAACGGUUACAGGGGCCAGUUGCCCGGCAGUUCGCCUCUCUCGUCGAAGGCGGCGGAGGGCGCGAGCGCCGACGCCGUCGACUACCAGUGCGCGCGGACGAGGCCGUUGGCGAAGCUGCGCAAGAGGAAGCUGUUGCAGAUAUCGGGGCUGCACGCGGUGUCCAGGAAGGCGGCGAGGCCGAGCACGGUGCGAUGCGGUUGCGUGCCGCUGUCGAAUCCGUGCGCCCUGUGCACCGGACGGACCGAUCCCACCCAUCCGAGGGACCCGCCCGAUACGUUUAGCCGAUCGGAGAAAAUCGCCUUGUUAGAUCCCGGAUUCCAUCCGGUGUUUUCGCUACCCGAAGAUACCUCUCAAAGCAUUCACCUGGACGCCAUGAUGAAGGCGCAGGAGUGGCAACAGCGCAGCACGCGAAUGAAAACGUUCAAAGCGUUGUCGAAGUCCGAGAGGAACGAGGCCAACUCGUUGGAGCACCGAACAAAAAAACUGGAACAUCGGAAGAAGUACGGCAGAUUGAAGACCAGCACUUUAACGGCUCUAUCUACGAAGAUCAGGAAUAAAAUUCGAGGGCGAAAACCCGGCAGGCCGUCUUCGUUGAGCCGGGUGCACCGUAAGCGCCACUCUGGCGCCGAUUUGCUGCAAUCGGUGAAUCCCGCGACGGAUUCCGCGGUGGACGAGGAGGUCGAGUCUAUAGGUAACAACAGUAAUCCCGGUGGAACGCGUUCUUUGGAUUCUCUGAGUUCGUCGCCGUUGUUGCAUAUGCACUCGAUACCCGGGUACAAUAAGAGGAGCAGCCGUUUCCAAUCGUACGAUAUCGAUAAUAUUGUGAUACCGUACAGCGUGGCGGCGGCGACCAGAGUAGAAAAAUUACAGUACAAAGAAAUUUUAACUCCGAAAUGGAGAGUUAUUGAUUCCGAUUAUGGUAACCAAUUCGAUACCAAAAAUAACGGCGCCGUUAAGGAACAGGAUUCCGAUAAUGAAACGGAAGACGUAUCCGACGAGGCGGUGAUAGCGCGCCACGAUCGCAGCGAGUACGAGGAGAAGAAGCGCUUCCUGAGCUACUUGAAGCUGCCGUUGGGCUACGGGCGGUCGCGGUCGCACAAGCGCACCGACAGCCGGGCCGAAUCGAGCGGCGGCAACACGCCCGAUCCGUUGUCGCCGCACGAUCCCGAUCACCACGACUCGCCGAUGACGUCGCCGCCGACGACGCCGCUGUCGGUCAACGAGACGGUCGAACACCCGACGGCGGCGCUACCUCAAUUGCCCUCCAUCGCGGUGAUGCGACGGAGGACGAUGUCCCAGUCGAAGCUCGGUGUAGGCGGCGGCGGCGGGAAGGACAGGGAGAUUGUCAGAGAUGAAUCGAGAGCUACCACGCCGGAUAUCAUCGAGGUACCGCCGUACGAUAAGAGGACGUUUCCCAUCAGCGACGAGCUGUACGAGAAGAUGUUGAAGCACAUGCCGGAGGAUCACCAGUUUCAGACGAACAUUCGAUCGCAGGAUUCGUUCGACGAGGACAAUAGGGAUAUGUACGAUAAUUAUUUGGAUCGUAAGCUCGGUUCGCCCGAUUCCGAGUCGACGGAAUCGGCGAUCGGCGACGGCGAAGAGGACCCCAACGAUCCCGAAUGGAUUGAAAUGGAAAGACUUAGUAGGGAUCGUUAUAAAAGAUAAAGGAUUCGUUUCGUUUAGUUUUUUUUAUAGUUCAACCCCACAAUCCAAGUGAGAAUGUGUACUCUAGUUCAAAGUUUCCUCGACAUUAUAUGAGACCGAACUGGAGCUUCCAGAAAACCAGUUGUAUAAUUAAUUUUAUGUUCUUUUCUACGAAUUUUUAAGCAGGUUACUGUACUAGUAUUGGCAUAGUAUUGAUACAAUGUUGCCGGCAGAAAUAGUUUGGUCUGCUGCACUUGAUUUCUUUAACUGUGAAAUUGUUGAAUAGUACUCUUCAUAAGAGUAAUGUGUAUCAUAAAGUGUUAUUUUGUAUUCGUUAAUUUGGUUAAACUAAUUUUACAUAAUAUGCCACAAAGUUUCUUGGAAGAUGUUAUUACUUGUAAAUUAUAUUGAAUAAAGUAAGUAAAAGAAAAAUUAUUUAUUUUCAAAUGCUUAAUGUUGACAUGAGAGUUAAGUUACCUACUCUGACUUGUAGUUGGUACGUAAAUUUUUAUAUCCAAAUAUGUUUUAAUAUUAAUGAAUAAUUAAAAAUGUAACUCGUCUACUGUUCGUUUUCUUUUUUUUUUUUCGCCUCACGAUCUCACAUAUUAUGAUAAGUUACACACUGUAAAUAAUUUCAAAUUAAAUAAGUAACGAUGUAGAUUUUUUUUGUAUUAUUCCUUUGAAAAUCUAAUUUACAAGGAAUACCGAGGUAUAUGUGAUAAUUGUUUUGUGACAUAUUGCUCUUAGUCCGUUGAAUUAAUGUGCGUACAUUGUAAUAUUUUGCUUUUUGAAAGUAGAACAGUAUUGAAUUGUUCAACUACUUUAGAACUCUCAUUUUUUUUGGUCGGAGGAGGAGUGAAAUGACUUCAGCCUUCUACUAAGGAACAUUUUGAAUUCAUAAUAAGCAUAAACGAAUAUUUUAAAAUAUAAA
Messenger RNA from Phyllotreta striolata, 4832 nucleotides. The record is from the annotation of a GenBank genome assembly. Lineage: Eukaryota; Metazoa; Arthropoda; Insecta; Coleoptera; Chrysomelidae.